UCCUCACCGCUUUGUGUGAAAGGGACAGCGUUGCCUUUCUAACUUUGACCUCUUUUUAAACUCUGACCUGAAUCUCUCUCACUGCCAUUGAAGCCUGGCGCCGGCUGCACAGAAAACAGCUAGCUGACCACUCUUUCCAUUACAGCAUAUUAAAGAGAGCUCCUUCCUCCCCCACCCUCCGCUCGCCCCCAGGUGUUCUCUUUUCUAGACUGAGUGGACCCAUCAUCUUCGCUCCUUCUUCUUCAUGCAGGAGUUUGGUGUGUUCACCCCAUCAGUUAUUUUCUUCUAGGCUUUUUCACCCCUUGGGAGGGGCAGCCAUCCCCUCACCUCCCUCACCCACUUGCUGCCUGCCUGCUUGCACAGCUCCGCGCUGCUGCCAACGCUUUGCUUUGAGAUGGCUCUGUAACCCCCAGACUUUUCCCUGCUGUUCUGCUGCCUAGCUGGUUAUUCCCCACUUCUUCUCUAUACACUUUGCGUUGCUUUACAUUUGCAUUUGUUCUUGCUGAGUUGCACAUUGUUGCUGUCAGACCAUUUCUCUGUAGCUGAGGUCAUGCAAACCCCCAGCUUCCAGUCCCUGUCACCUCUCUGCCCUCGCAUCAUCUGCACGCUUCAGGUAAUGGGACUGCCUUCAGCAGGGACCGAUGCAGAACCAGAUGAUUCCAUCCUUCCCCUACGCUCCUCUGAGAACUAUCCCUGCUCCGUAGGUCUGCUGGCAUGGCAGUGACCUAACACGUGUUGCAAGCUCAUUCAGCGCUGCUGAUAAUGAUUUUGCAGCUGCUGUGAUUAAGGUCAAGAAACUUAAAUGAUCCCAGAGAGAAAGUCAGGGGAUGCUAUUCACAGUGUGCGUUUAAGUCACCAACAUGAAGCAUGGGGGUCAAAAGGCUGGCUCCUAGGUAGGCUGCCAGCUGGGAUUCCUCUAUCAGCCCUGGGCUGCUAAAAAGAGCCCAGCUAAGACGUAGCUCCAGACUUUCCUUUUGAGGAUCAAAUGAGUUUUCAUAGUAAUGAUUGCCCAACUUGUGCCUGCUUUCCCAGCUUCCAGAACUACAUCCUGCCAACUACUUGUCCCUGGCUGAAUUGCUUCUCAGCUGCUGGGCUUGCUGGCUGCCAAAGGAGGGCAUUUGGCUUGUUUGCCCAAGGAUGAGGCAAGUGAGGAAGGAGUUCUCUGCAUCCUGCCUUGGGCAACAGCAGUUUGUAGAGCCUUUGAGGUAAGGCGUGAAGGAACUACUGAUGUGGUGGAUGGGAGCCCAGGUAAUCCAUGAGAUGUGAUUGAUGCCAGAGGAGUGUGGGUUUCCUCUGGACAGUGGGAAUUCAACAGUGUGCUUCCUGCAAAAGAAGCACUGUGCGGGGUUGUAGCAUUCAGAGGAAACGUAGUGAGGCAGUGAGUGAAGUGAUGGUUCAAUGGUUUGUCUGCCAGCAGCAGCUUGGCAGCCCUGAAUCUGCCCUUCUUCUCAUCAGCGAGCGACCUGCGAGUGCAAUGUUCCUGGGGACUCUGAGAAGCUCUGUGUGCUGAGCAAGCAAACUUUCUGCUCACAGGUAGGGACUGUGCACCUCCACUUGGAGAGAAGGAUGAGGGAAGGCCUCAUGGCAGCCUGCGGCUCCUUGCAGGGAGCGGAGGGCCAGAGCUGAGCACUGCUCUGUGGUGAUAGCAACAGGGCCUGAGGGAACGGCAUGGAGCAGCGUCAGGGGACGGUCAGGUGGGGGGUUAAGAAAAGGUCCUUCACCAGAGGGAGCUGGGCAUGGAACAGGUUGCCCAGGGCAGUGGGCAUGACCCCGAGCUGCUAGAGCUGAAGGGUCAUUUGCCCCGCUGCAAGCACCCACUCACCAUGCCUGGCACAGGGCACUCGUGUGGGUUUGGGGCUGUGAAAGCACAGGCUGCUGGGGCUAGGGUACAGCGCUGCACUGUGCUUUGAUAUUCCUGUGCAGAAAGCGGAAGGAAUUGAAACACUGGUGAGCGGGAACUGCGAACUGCUGCUUUCUACAGUAGUGCGUUACUGUGGGUGGGCUUGUGCUUUGCUCAAUAUCUGCCCUUCACAGCACGCGUGUGCAUCCAGUCGCUCUGAGGAUGUGUACUUCUAUCUGUGAUGGACAACCUGCUGGCACCCGGCCCCGCUCACCCAUCUGGCUCCAAUGCUGCGAAAUGACUGGGAAAGGAAUGGUCUUGUUUCUCUCCCUGCUCCCACACCAUCAUCUGCAGAGUUGCGGGUUCUGAGAAACCACAGGAGGCUGAGACCUAAAGGAAGGUGCAGAGCUCAGAGCGGAGAGGCAGAGGAAGCAGCAGAGCACAGGACAGAAGGACAGUGUGCCUCUGGGCUCGGGAGUGCUAGAGCCCAGUGAGCACCCCAAGGCGGAGGAGGAAUCAGGGGAGAAAGAGGGAAGCCAGGCACACCACAGGUGCAAAGGAAGCCGAGGAGGUCCUGGGAGCCAGAGACAGGAGCCAUGCCCCACAGCUCCGACAGCAGUGACUCCAGCAUCUCCAGCCAGCCCCCUCCUAGCAAGCAGGACUCUUCUGAUGACAUGAGGAAAGUUCAGAGGAGGGAGAAGAACCGCAUUGCUGCCCAGAAGAGCCGCCUGCGGCAGACCCAGAAAGCAGAUACACUGCACUUGGAGAGCGAAGACCUGGAGAGGCAGAACGCAGCCCUGCGCCGGGAGAUCAAGCAGUUGACAGAGGAGAUGAAGCACUUCACCUCGGUGCUGAGCUCCCACGAACCGCUCUGCUCCAUCCUGGUCGCCCCACCCCCACCCCCGGAGGUGCUUUACGCUGCACACUCCUUCCACCAGCCCCACAUCAGUUCCCCACGCUUCCAGCACUGAGCCCACUUGGGGCGGCCAGGAACCAAUUUGUGGGGCUUGCUUUUCCAUCUGGAGAGGGGCGAACGGACAGACACCCCUUCUCAAAGUGUGUACUCUGAGUGACUUUGUCCAAGACUUGUUCCCUGUGCAGAAAUGGC
Meleagris gallopavo (turkey) is the source of this 2948-nucleotide messenger RNA. RefSeq names its product basic leucine zipper ATF-like transcription factor (gene BATF). Gene Ontology annotation, cellular component: nucleus. Gene Ontology annotation, biological process: regulation of transcription by RNA polymerase II. NCBI's taxonomy places the organism in Eukaryota, Metazoa, Chordata, Aves, Galliformes, Phasianidae. The record is from RefSeq and is a predicted model, not a curated record. Gene Ontology annotation, molecular function: DNA-binding transcription factor activity, RNA polymerase II-specific; RNA polymerase II cis-regulatory region sequence-specific DNA binding.